Saccoglossus kowalevskii is the source of this 1922-nucleotide messenger RNA. Its product is annotated as transmembrane protein 53-like. The record is from RefSeq and is a predicted model, not a curated record. NCBI's taxonomy places the organism in Eukaryota, Metazoa, Hemichordata, Enteropneusta, Harrimaniidae.
AUGGCGGACGAGGACCUAGAAUUUCAUGUUAUUUUCCCACCUGCGCUUUCUCCCGAAGAGAGGCCCAAAGCGGAAGAUAGCAUCUACCUGGACGACAACAAGGAACCUGUCGUAAUACUACUGGGAUGGACAGGCUGUCAGAACAAACAUCUUGCGAAAUACAGCGCAAUUUAUCAACAGCGACGACUGACAACAAUUCGCUACACACUACCGAUAGAAAAUGAGUUUUUGCGACAACAUAAAGUCAAGGAGAUUGCUGUUAAACUUCUGGAAUUGUUGGUUGAUCUCGGACUAGAGAAUAACAUUAUAUUCUUCCAUGUAUUCAGCAACGCUGGUGUGUUUCUUUAUCACAGCAUAACUGAGGUUCUUAAUUCUCCUAUUGAGCUUCAUGAUUCGUCACACACAGAUCAGACAUUUAACCGGCUGGUGGCAGGCAUGCAAGUCGGCGGGGUUGUUUUUGAUAGUUCUCCUACCACAGCAACCUCCUUGACCGCUGGCAAGUUGAUUGCAUCUGGGGCACCAUAUAACACGUUUAUAAGAUACACAUUCGCGUUCUUUUACGCGAUAGGGAUGUGGUUUUUGGUGUUAUUGGCAUUCUGCAUUCCUGUGCUCGCGCGGUGUAUCGCUCCAUACUCCACCUUUUACACCUCUUUGCAAAAUGAGAGAGGGCGCUACCCUCAACUGUUCCUCUACUCAAAAGCUGACAGUAUAGUGGAUUUCAAAGACAUCGAACGAUUUGCAGAGCUGCGUAAGAAAAUGGGUGUCCCUGUCCGAAAAGUCUGCUGGGAAGACUCUGCACAUUGUUGCCACCUUGUGAGCCACCGAGAAGAGUACAUAAACCAAUGCGUCCAAUUCAUCAAUGACUGCUUGAAAAUGAACUAAAGCAGACACUGUAAAACAUUAGGAAAGAGUUCCUUUUGUACCUACACCCCUAAAUCUACCUCUACCCACAGCACUUACCAAUUUAAUUGUAUAUGCUCCUCCUAGGAACACUUAUAGUUAUCUAUAAUGGGCAUUUCCAAUUGAAUGGGGGGGGGGGCACUUCGGGUGAGCCGGAGGGGUGUGUGAGUGUUUUCCUCUUUUAAAUAUACAUGUAGCUGCUUGGUUAUAAUGUAAUGUACACAGUACUGUUUGACUGCCCCAAAUAAUGGUAUAGAUCAAUGACAGAAGUUGAAAAUGAAUAUCAGUGUUCUUCCCAGGUACAAAAAAAAUAUAAAUAUUCAAGUAUAACUAAUUUGCGAUAUGUAUUUUGUUACAAUAGUAAUAAUUAACAUAUCUUCCAUUGUUCCUUGAAAGUUCAUAAAUGGCAAAACUGCAUUGCUUGGGCAGAACACUUAGUUACCAUACGACUUGUUAUUUUGCUGAAAUUGUUUGACCAAAUGCUACUUCUGAACUUCUAAAUCCAUGCAAACACAACUGAUAAAGCAGUAAAAACAUUUUGUCUAUGUAUUCAUUAAAAUGAAAAAAUUUAAAUUCCUAUGCAGAAUAUGCACUGUUAACAGCACUCAAGUUGCCGUCCUCCUGAAAUUUAUUGACAGAACAGUUUUUUUAUACAGAAGUACAAAAUUAUUAAUUUUUUUUUAAAAAGAAACUCAUAUUUUCAAAAUUUGAUAUCAGAAUUAUGAUCAUUUGUGUAGUUGUGAAUCUAUGUAAUAAUUGCAGCAAACAAUACUUUCGUGCUGUGUCAAGUUUUUAUGUUCCAUUCAAAAUAUAAUACUGUCAUGUUUUUAGCUAAAAUCUGGACAUUAUAGAAACAUUGAAUUAUUUACAAAUUUGUAUAAAAAAUAGCUAAAAUUGAAUGAUCAAAGUCUAAAUAGAGUACCGGUAGUUGAUUAUCAAUCUAUCUUACUGAAUUACAGUGAACAUGCGUUGCUUGCUUUGGACCUAUAUGCUAGCUAUGUACUGGUUUGUUUGCAGAGGCU